AUGGUCAAUGAGGCUUUUGAUAUGUUUAGGGAGAUGCAAAAGUUGGGUAUUGAACGAGAUGAGGUUUCAUUGGUAAGUGUGAUUUCUGCGUGUGUUAUGUCGAGGGCACUGGAUAUAGGGAGAUGGGUUCAUGCCUAUAUUAAGGAACAGAUGAUUCAUAUUGAUCUUGAGCUUAGUACAGUGCUAGUUAAUAUGCAUGCAAAGUGUGGGUGUAUAGAAAAAGAAAAAGAAAUUUUUAAUGGGAUGGCAGUGGAGGUAUUUUCUCAAAUGAAAGAAACAAAGGCCCAGCCAAACCAUGUAACCUUUGUUGGCAUUUUAUCUGCAUGUGCCCAUAGUGGUCUAGCUUCAGAGGUUCGGAAUUAUUGGUCAAGCAUGCUUGAAUUGGGAAUAAAACCAUUAAAAGAGCAUUAUGGUGGCAUGGUUAAUUUACUGUGCCAUGGACGAGGAUUACAAUUUUGUAGAGAUUUUGCUGAUCUCACCAGAUCCAGUAAUUUGGAGAACAUUACUUGUAGGUUACAAGAAGAAUGGCAUGAGAAGAUGAGCCAUGCGAAAGGCAUCAAUGUAGCGCUAGGAUACACCUCCAUUAAGGUUGACGACUUCGUCCAUGACUUUGCAAUGGGUAACUGGUCACAUCCUGAGGCACAUGAAGUAAAACAAGUUUUGAGGGAUGUUUCUGUGGCUAUUGCUUAUGGCUUAACAAAGACCAAAGCACCGGCUACAGUUAGGAUAGUGAAGGGCCGAAGAGUUUGUGCGGACUGCCAUGAGUGGCAAAGAUUAUCAGCAAAAUUUAUGAAUAGGAAAUUAUCGCCAAAGAGCAGUGGCUGGUGGCUAGAGCGAUGGGUUUUGCUGGCAGUGGCCACUAGGGGUACUGUUGGAGGCUUAGGACUGGCAGAGACGGCUGUUUGGAUGGAUUUGUGGAGAGGAGGUUCGACAACGUAG
Molecule: messenger RNA, 939 nt
Organism: Dovyalis caffra
Lineage: Eukaryota; Viridiplantae; Streptophyta; Magnoliopsida; Malpighiales; Salicaceae
Source: the annotation of a GenBank genome assembly